GUUUCUGGGCAGAUUAGUGGCAGUGAACCAACUGGAAAAACCUGCACCCUGGCGUCACGAUACAAGUUCUGUGGAGUUGUGGCUGAAAGAAAUCAUCAUGACGGUCUGGGCUGUAUAGAGAAGAAAAAGGAAAGUGAUGAGAGAAGAGGUCACCUGAUGUAACUGUUUCUCCAAUCCAGGAUCCUCUGCUGAUAUCUUCUAUAUAAGAGAAUUCUCCAGGAUGACCCAUCAACCAUGGAGAGAGACAGGAACAAGAUGGCCGACAGGAUCAUAAACCUCACCCUACAGAUACUCUUCCGUCUUACUGGAGAGGAUUACACAGUAGUGAAGAAGUCCUCUAGUGGGCGCUGUCGGGCCCCUGUGUGUGAAGGAUGGGGAAGAACCCUGAGCCCAAUUCCGGGGCCCCCACCUCACUCCCUGAUACAUGAGAAAAUGGAUGAACAGAAGAUCCGAGAACUCAUCAACAAGAUGAUGGAGCUGCUGACUGGAGAGGUUCCUAUAAGGUGUCAGGACGUGGCGGUCUAUUUCUCCAUGGAGGAGUGGGAGUAUGUAGAAGGACACAAGGAUCAGUACAAGGAUCAGGUCAUGAUGGAGGAUCAGCAGCCCCUCACAUCACCAGUCAGAUCCAGUAAGAGAACAGCACCAGAGAGGUGUCCCCGUCCACUUAAUGAGAAGAAUAUGGAGGUCAUUACUACAAGGAAAGAUCUGAUCUAUAUUAAUGCUACAGACAUAAAGGAAGAAGAAGAGACAGAUGUGAGCAGUGAUGAGCAGUAUAAGGAGGACAUUACUACAGGUAACUGCCCAGAGUCUUGUACCAGGAGAUCAGAGGAGAAUCUUAUAUCUUCAGAUUAUAAAGCAGAUGAUGAUAUCACACAAGAUACAUAUGAAGAACAUUCCAUUAUCCCAGAUACACCCUCAGCCCUUCACAGCCAAGAUCUGUCAUCUCAUCCUUAUAUACAGGUCCUGUCUUCUCACUCAUCACAGGAUGUUCAGCAAAAUAAAAGCCACAGAAGGUGUGUUACACAUAAAAGAGCUCAAACAGGAAAGCUAUGUUCAUGCUCAGAAUGUGGGAAAUGUUUUACUUUUAAUUCAGAUCUUGUUGUACAUCAAAGAACUCACAAAGGAGAGAAGCCGUUUUCAUGUUCAGAAUCUGAAAAAUGUUUUACUUCUAAAUCAAAUCUUGUUCAACAUCAAAGAACUCACACAGGGGAGAAACUAUUUUCAUGUUCAGAAUGUGGAAAAUGUUUUCCUUAUAAAACACGGCUUGUUAAACAUCAGAGAAUUCACACAGGGGAGAAACCAUUUUCAUGUUCAGAAUGUAGGAAAUGUUUUACUUCUAAAUCAAAUCUUGUUGAACAUAAAAUAAUUCACACAGGGGAGAAACUAUUUUCAUGUUCAGAAUGUGGGAAAUGUUUUAUUUCUAAAUCACGGCUUGUUGAACAUCAGAGAACUCACACAGGAGAGAAGCCAUUUUCAUGUUCAGAAUGUGGUAAAUGUUUUACUCAGAGAUCACAUCUGUCUGAACAUCAAAAAAUUCAUAUUGGAGAGAAGCCAUUUUCAUGUUCAGAAUGUGGGAAAUGUUUUACUUCUAAAUUAAAUCUUGUUCAACAUCAAAGAACUCACACAGGGGUGAAACCAUUUUCAUGUUCAGAAUGUGGGAAAUGUUUUACUUCUAAAUUAAAUCUUGUUCAACAUCAAAGAACUCACACAGGGGUGAAACCAUUUUCAUGUUCAGAAUGUGGAAAAUGUUUUACUUCUAAAUCAAGUCUUGUUCAACAUCAGAGAACCCAUACAGGAGAGAAGCCAUAUUCAUGUACAGAAUGUGGAAAAUGUUUUACUAAUAAAUCACAUCUUGUUCAACAUCAAAGAACCCACACAGGAGAGAAGCCAUAUUCAUGUGCAGAAUGUGGAAAAUGUUUUACUCGAAAAGCAAUUCUUCUUAUACACCAAAGAAUGCACACAAAGUAGCCUUCUAACUUGUCAAAUUGUACAAAAGCUACAACCAUUGCAGUCAAAGUCAUAGGAGAGAUCAAUGUAGAGCAAUAAAUUUACAUUGAAAAAGUGACUAUUCCAAAAAAUGUCUAAAAUACAAAAUGCGAAUAGAAUCCAAAUAAUACAUCUGUAUAUAUGUCACUAGGUACUAGAAUAUUAUACAUGAUUAUUUAUAUAUAUAAACUGGUCCCAAACCUUGUUACAAAUGUUUAAUAAAAAUUUACUUUUCAAACAUAAAGUUUCUUAUCCAUUUAUCUCUAUAAUUUUGUCUGCUGGGAAAUAAUCCCCCAUAACAAUGUAGAGAUAUGAUGUGUCCGCUGCUCCUCAUGGUGAAGACCCAACAGGUAUAAUCCAUGGGGAGCUGCUGGGACUGGAUAUUCCCCACCGGCCAUGAUUGACAGAUCGCUCUUUGUUCACAUAUGUUACAUAUUAUGGGAUAUUUCUCAAUACAUGUUCUCAUUAUCAAGGUUACAGGUUAUCACUGAGAUACACUGUACAGUGCUGGAUGUAUAUAUAUAGAAUCUAAUGACAUAGUACAAUACUAUUUCAGUACAGUGGGAGGAUAUACCAUAUAUACACAUGAAGUAUCCAAUA
Molecule: messenger RNA, 2586 nt
Organism: Hyla sarda
Lineage: Eukaryota; Metazoa; Chordata; Amphibia; Anura; Hylidae
Product: gastrula zinc finger protein XlCGF57.1-like
Exons: 7
Coding region: 235-1968 (577 amino acids)
Biological process (GO): central nervous system development; regulation of transcription by RNA polymerase II
Cellular component (GO): nucleus
Molecular function (GO): DNA-binding transcription factor activity, RNA polymerase II-specific; RNA polymerase II cis-regulatory region sequence-specific DNA binding
Source: RefSeq, a predicted model, not a curated record